Messenger RNA from Cydia fagiglandana, 5234 nucleotides. It is a transcript of the gene Herp, whose product is annotated as homocysteine-responsive endoplasmic reticulum-resident ubiquitin-like domain member 2 protein. Bases 235 to 1371 code for a protein of 378 amino acids. Gene Ontology annotation, biological process: endoplasmic reticulum unfolded protein response. Gene Ontology annotation, molecular function: protein binding. The transcript is spliced from 5 exons. NCBI's taxonomy places the organism in Eukaryota, Metazoa, Arthropoda, Insecta, Lepidoptera, Tortricidae. The record is from RefSeq and is a predicted model, not a curated record.
CCCCCCGAUAUUGCGGAGUAUUUAUUUACAUCAAAACCAAUAAAUUUGUUCAUAACACUUCCGUUCAAGUGGCCCUUAAGAUAUAGAAAUUGACUAUCCUGUUGCGUCGCCAAAAUUAUUAGUUUUGUGAAGUGUACAUCUAACGCAAUUUUUUUUAGUGCAAGUAUUUUUUGCUGUGAUCAUAUCACGCGACGGUAUAUUAUCUAACUAGCUGUCGUAUUUGGAUGAUUGAAAAUGAUCCCCGACAACGUAACGCUAAUUGUUAAGGCCCCAAAUCAGCAAAUCGAGGACCAGAAUAUUGAGUGCCAAUCUUCGUGGACGGUGAAACAACUGAAGGGCCACCUCUCGGAGGUCUACCCUAGUAAACCGGGUGCAGAUGAACAAAAAAUCAUAUACUCAGGCCAGUUGUUAGAAGACAACACAGUGCUCAAAGAUGUCCUACGAACAUACGAAAGCCAGAUAGCACACACUAUGCACCUUGUGUGCACACCAAAAAGGAAUAUAGAACCUCCAGCACCCACUCCCGAUGGACUUAGACAAAGGAAUGUCGGUGACAGAGCAGAGCCUGUCCAAGUAUCAAGGCCAGAGACAAGACAGAAUGACCAGAACCAUACAGUGGAAAUGCAGAACUAUUUGAGUUCCUUUGUCAACAAUUAUGGUCGGGUACCACCUUACCCGAACAACUACAACAACUUUGGUGGAAGGUUUCUGCCGGUGAAUCCGAAUGAUCCCGCGUCAUACGCCAAUCAUAUGAUGAUGAUGCAGCAAGCGUACUUGCAGUAUAUGCAGCAAUAUGCCAAUAUGUGGCAAGCGACCAACAACGCGGUCCCCGCUGCGCCGCCCGCGCCGGAGACCCCCGCCGCGCCCGAGCCCGCGCCGGCGCCCGAGGACGACGAGGCGCCCCGCGACUGGCUCGACCACCUGUACGCGGCGUCGCGCAUCGCUAUACUGUUCUCGCUGGUGUACCUGUACGGGAGCCCGGCGAGGCUGCUCCUUGUGCUGCUGUUGGCCGUGGCUGGCUACUUGCACCAAAUCGGCUUCUUCAGAGACCUCCACGUCAAUCAGCUACCCAGACCGCAGCCGGUCCCGCGCCCGGCCAACGUUGGGCUUGACCAAGUCCAAGCCCCGGCCAACCAAGCCCCAGCAGACCAAGCACCCGUCAACCAAGCUCCAGUCAAUCAAGCUCCGGUCAACCAAGCUCCAGUGAAUGAACCAGCUGCCCAAGUCAACGUUGAAGCUGUUAACGCUGUGCCGCAGGUAAACCACGCCAGUGAAACCACCCCACCUGAAGACAACCAGCAAUCGCUUUUAGCGGUAACAUGGAUGAUAUUCACCACAUUCUUCGCCUCCUUAAUACCAGAUACCAACUAGUGUUUCGUGAAACUAGUGUGAAUAUAUUUAAGAUCGUCUGUAAUUAUGGGUUACAUACGUUGAAAUUGUAGUUUUUCGGCUGCCUUUAUAUAUUAUGAAAUUUAUGAAGGACUGAAAGCAUUCAGUAGAAAAACUUGUUUCAUAUUUUCCAAAUUUAUCAUGCAUGUGAUAAAUAUGACGUAUGGGAAAUUUGACAGAUUGGAUGAUGUUGGCGCCAUUUUUUUUAAAGUAAUCGGCUUAUUAGAUAUUACAGAUCUAUAUACAAUUAUACGCAUGCAUGUGCAAAAGAGUUGCCAUCGCGUAUAUGCACAUUUCAUAAGUGCGAAAAAGGCAAACUACAAAUGGAAAAAGGAAACCACGUUUGAUGGCUCCUCUACACGUUGGGCCAACGCCGGCCAAUCCAAGGGACGCAUUUAUGCGUUAGAGGGAGCAAGUGAUUUUGCUAUCUCAUUCUACCGCAUGGCUGCGUCCCUUAGAGUGGCCGGCGUUGGCCCAUCGUGUAGAGGAGCCAUGAGCCUCAUACGAUCGCUAGCGGCCACUUUUACCAAAACGUGAAGUUAGCGGACUUGAAAAUACGAAAAUCUGUAUUCAGGAGAUAUAUCUGGGGAUAUUUCUGUAUUCAAAAUUUCCAAUGACAUUUAAUUUGGUCGCACUUUUGAUUUUUGUCAGGCAAUCUUGUACAUUGUAGCUCUGUGUAAGGUUACGGUGUGCCUUUGUCGAUAAAAAGCCUCCUACAAGGCGUUGUAGAGUCGAAGACAUUAACUAAAAUAUAUUAUGUAUAGGUACAUACAAGUACUAAUAUGCGAGUACAACCUAGAGAAAUGAAGUCAUUAAAUUCGCAAAAUUAUACUUUUGAGACUAUACUUUCCAGUCAUUUCAUGGUUAUAAUUCGUUGUGUUUACACGUAAAAUGAGUCGAUGAUUCCGUAUGUGCCGCUUGAUUACACUUUUAAGUGCUAACCCUUUGCACGCCACGCUUUUCGUGCGCGUCGUGUCAUUGUAAACGUGGUUGGAAUGCACGAAUAUUGGCUGUAGGGUGCCCGUCAGUUGACAUAUUUAGCGGCCAAGGGGUUAAAGGCGGGCUUGCAUGCCAGGAAAGAAUAAUAGAUCGCAGAAGCGAUUGAACCUCGCGAUUUAGUCGCAGUAAUAAAUUUUUAGAGAAAGUAAUAUAUGGGCCGUUUGAAUUAAAGUUUAGGGUAAGUUCUGGUUGUUCAAAUUCCUCGUACUGAUAUAAAACCAAAUAUUAAAUGUGUAUUAUUUAUCCUUUUCUAGUAUUAGGUGGACUUGCCACUGUGGAUUUAUAAUGUUGUUUUAAUUUCAAUAGUUACAGAAUUCCGUUUUGAACUUUAAUUGCAUUGAAAUAGAGUUCAAGUGACAAAAAAUGCUUACUUAUAAAAAUAACUGUUCUAAAUAUGAACAUAUACUGCAAAACGUAAUUCAAGACCAAAAAAAGUAAGAAAUGUUGCCACUUUUUUACUAGCGCGUCUUGUAUUUAUGUACAAAUAAAUAAAUAAAAGUACUUUUUUAAAUAGUAGGAGUAAAAUUACUAAUGAAUAAAAUUAUCUUAGCGUGAUUAUUUAUCAAAAGGAAUUUACAAUUUUACAAACAAAUUAUUGCAAUGGCAACAUUGUCUCACUUUUUUUGGUCUUGAAUUAAGUUUUACGGUAUAGAUCAUUUCAUUUCUUGCCAUAAAUAUCUAGACACGCGGCAGCGUGUCAAGCCAAGUUCAAGCAAAGGAACUGGUAGGUAUUAUUCUCGGAUUAUUUGGCAGCCCAUGAAACUUGGAACAGCAGUUGACAAUUUGUCAUUCAAAUAACAUAAAAUAAUGAGUUAUACAACAUCCUGUAUGUUUAAAAAAUAUUGUAUCUCCACAGUAGGUAAGUUGUUCGACGUAGGUUAAAAUGUAUUUAAUGUGAUGGAAAAAAAACAUGAAAUAUUGAAAAAAAAAAAUAGGGAUUACCUAUAUAAAAAAAUCUCUAUAACGAUUUGUAUAGCGUUUUUAAGCCUGUGAUUUUCGACCAGGAACACUUUUUGUUUGUUACACUUUUUAAUCGGUGUUAUUCUAACUACUUUGUGCACCAUUCACAUAAUUAGUCUAUAUGCCAGUGAUAAGAAAAUACUUAGGAUGUCAUUCAGAGAAGGAUCCACCCCACAAGGAUUGGUCAAAAAAUUGGACCAUCUCUAAAAUAAGAUUUUUGGAAUCUUUAUGCUGAAUCAAUGCUCUAAGUAGUCUUAAGUAAUCCUGUCGCAAUGGGAAUACUUUAGAAUCUAAGCCUGUAAACCUGGUUUAUAAACAACAAUGUUUAUAGUAAAUAGGUACAGUCAGCAGCAGAAGUUGCUAAGCGGGCGAGGUGUUCAAAAUGAUCUUGACGCGACUUUAUUGUUAAGAAAAUAAGAGCGUGUCAAGGUAAUUUUCAACACCUCGCCCACUUAGCAACUUCUGCUGCUGACUGUACAUGGCUUUAGCAAACCAGUAUGACCAUAGGUACAGUGACCAAGCAACGUAUUAUAGUUCGUUUUUUAACUUUAGAAAUAAGGUAAACAAUCAUGAUGUCUUUUAAUUGUAAACCACGUUUUAAAAAUAACGGCAAAUAUUAUGUAAUAAUUAUGAAUCUAAUACGAUCAUUUAUAUUCUUCUGCUUUCGCAAGUAAUAGUUAAGUACUGAUUUUUAAAAAACGUUUUUCAAUUAAAAGAAAAAUCAAGAUCGCUUACCUUCUUUCUAAUGCUAAAAAAACGAACUAUAGGAGCAAGUGAGGAUAUUUUUGGACACCCUUUCCUGAUCAAUGAUGAUUUGAUGACGAAAUGUGCUGAUACCUAUUUAUUAUUCCUCAUGUUAAACUUAGGCAUGGAAACGUUAAUGUAAAUUUUGUAAUCAUUGCUUAGUUACUUUUUUGCCCGGUAAGUUUUCAGUGUGUAAAUAAUGGAUAGUUUUUUGUAUAGCGGGUAUAUACUAUACUGAGUAAUUGAGUAUAGCCACAAGUUUUGUUACAAAGUUAGAUGGUCCAUAUCCUUUAAGAAUUUGCAUUGAAUAUUGCUGAUUAAGCAUUAGUUCUUUGAUUUGGCAGUAAAAUCCUUUCAUACUGCCAAAUCAAAGAACUAAUACUUAAGGAUAUGGACAUGGAUAAGUUCUUAUAUGGGAUAUGGAGUGAAAUGACAAGCCUACGUAAGUUUCAACAAUAGCGAAUAUUCGCGAAACUCUGCGUAGGGGGCGGUGGCUACCACAACACAUCAUAAUCUGGGGGUCUACCGCGAAACAAGAAAAUCGAACUGUCGUAAUCUAACCUCUCUAUCACUUUUGCAUAUUCGAGCGAAAAAGAGGCAGAUAACUAAAAAAAAUUUCGAUUUUCGCGUUUGCCGGUAGGCCCUUGUUAACAAACCGUUUGUCUGUGAAAACUUGUCAAAAACAGUUUAAGGCACAGUAUAUAUAAGUUACUCUAUGGUUUACCUACUGGCGCUAGUGCUGCACUCUGGCGGCAGAACAUUGCAGUAAUAGCCCCUAUUGGUGAAAACAUCCCCGAAUGAAGUAUACACACCAGUUACUUAUAAAGCCAGUUAUUUGUUAAAGAUAGAAAAGGAUAAAAUCUAAAUUGUAAAUUAAAAUUGUAUAUGUAGUAAGUAUUUAAUUAAGGCUUUUUAGCAAUUUUCGGUGAAAUAAUAUUUUAGAUUUAUUGGUGCAUAAUGUGUUGGCAUACUCAGCACUAAAAUUGUAUAAAGUUUUAUUAACAUGGAUACAAAGAUGAGCAUUUUGUAAUUAAGAUUUAUGUGUAUUUAUUUGAUAUUACAGCAGGCAUAGCGGAUCGUUAGUACUGUGAUAUUCCAUGGUUUGUUUAAUUUUGAGCUAACAAUAAAUUUUUAAAACAUAA